Messenger RNA from Phragmites australis (common reed), 2471 nucleotides. Its product is annotated as cytosolic enolase 3-like. Gene Ontology annotation, molecular function: magnesium ion binding; phosphopyruvate hydratase activity. The transcript has 11 exons. The record is from RefSeq and is a predicted model, not a curated record. Lineage: Eukaryota; Viridiplantae; Streptophyta; Magnoliopsida; Poales; Poaceae. Bases 736 to 2169 code for a protein of 477 amino acids. Gene Ontology annotation, biological process: glycolytic process. Gene Ontology annotation, cellular component: phosphopyruvate hydratase complex.
AGCGAUAAAGGUCGGGCAAUAUGGCCAGUAGUCGAGAAGACUGAGCGAGGAGACGGGGAGGCUGGGCAAGGCGGGUGAGCAAAGUGGUGGCGAGGAGACCAAACGUGAGGGUAUCGGGAGGUUAUACGGGCAGACUGAAGGCUAAAUGUAUACGUGUAUGGCGGUGUAAGUGACCAAACGUGUGGGUUGUGGCCUGAUGUUUCAAUUAGGUUAGGAUUUUGGACGACCAUAGUAACCGUGAGUAAAAUUGAAAAUCUAAAUUAGGUCGGAUCUAUUUCAAAUAUCCAAUCUAUUAACUUUACUGACAAAAUUUUAGAUACAAAUCUGAACCUAUUGGAUACAGAACCUGCAGAACCGUGGAUACGUAAACCUGACAGAUAAAAUUGCCCUCCCUAGCUAAUCGUGCAUACACCUCUGACCUCUCUGGUCUAUCUUCAGUUCGGCUUCGGUCAGAGCUUCGAUAUUCGCUUUUUUACCACUGAAAAAACUGAGAAUUAUUUAUUUACUAUCAUAUCUCACAUAUAUAGUGUCCACAUAUCAUUAUGAGUAGCAAUUGUCAGUUUUUAAGUAGCAACUGAACUAUUAUCCCACUGCCCACGGACUAACGAUCCCGGUGACUCGCCGCACGCACUUCGAGUCUUGACUCUCGAGAUCACCGGAGUUGCGGGGAAGGGGCGGAGAGGAGGACGGCGUGGUGAGGCGAGGAGUAGCAGAGAGGAUUCCGCCGCCGCAGCCAUGUCGGUGCAGGAGUACCUGGAGAAACACCUGCUCUCGCGCAAGAUCGAGGAGGCCGUGAACGCGGCGGUCCGCGCCAAGGCCCCCGACCCGGUGCUCUUCAUCGCGAGCCACAUGCGGCGGGCGGCGCCCGCCGUUAUCACGAGGGUGCGGGCGCGGCAGAUCCUGGACGGGCACGGCGUGCCGGCCGUGGAGGUCGAGCUGCACACCAACAAGGCCGUGCACCGGGCAUCCGUGGCCGGAGCGGGCGCGCCCGAGGGCGCCGCCGCCGGCUCGACCGGGGACGCGGAGAGGCGGAGGAUCCUCGCCAGGGCGGUCGCCGACGCGGUGCGGGUGAUCAACGACAAGGUGUCGGAGGCGCUCGUGGGGAUGGAUCCGCAGCAGCAGGCGCAGAUCGACCAGGCCAUCAUGGACAUGGACAAGGCGCGCCACAAGGCUGAUGUUGGAGCGAAUCCUAUGCUGGCAGUUUCAAUUGCGGCUUGUAAAGCUGGUGCUGCUGAAAAAGAGAUUCCACUCUACAAGCAUAUAGCAGAUCUUGUUGGCAAAAGUGCUACAUCACUUCCCGUCCCUGCAAUUACAGUCAUUAAUGGUGGAAAGCAUGCUGGAAAUGGUCUUCCCAUUCAAGAAAUUAUGAUCCUUCCAGUUGGUGCAAAGAACUUUGAAGAAGCAAUGCAGAUGGGUUCCGAGACAUAUCAUCAUCUCAAGGAUAUUAUCUUGGAGAAAUAUGGUUCAGACAGUUGCAACAUUGGAGAUGAUGGUGGGUUUGCUCCAAAUAUUAACAGCAUAUCUGAAGGCUUGGAUCUUGUUAUUGCGGCAAUAGAGAGAGCCGGUUAUAAUGGAAGAAUAAAAUUGGCAAUUAAUGUCGCUGCUACUGAUUUUUGUGUAGGAAAGAAAUAUGAUCUGGAGUUCAAGUCAGCAAAGAAAUCAGGGCAGAACUUCAAAACUGCAGUUGAUAUGAUUGAGAUGUAUAGCCAGCUUUGUUCAGAGUACCCGCUUGUCUCUAUUGAGCAGCCCUUUGACAAAGAUGAUUGGGAGCACUCAAAAAAGUUGACCACCCUAGAGCUGUGCGAGGUUGUAGGGGAUGACUUAUUGAUGUCCGAUCCCGAACGCAUUAAGCGGGCAGUAAAUGAGUACACUUGUAACGCUCUUGUUCUCAAGGCAAAUCAAGUGGGAACUGUCACUGAGGCCAUAGAGGUUGUGAAGCAGGCAAAGGAUGCUCAUUGGGGUGUGAUGGUAUCACAUAGGUCUGGAGAUACCGAGGAUUCUUUCAUCGCUGACCUGGCUGUUGGUGCUGCAGCGGGACAGAUCAAAGCUGGUGCCCCCUGCCGUGGAGAGUGUCUCACUAAAUACAAUCAGCUGCUUAGAAUAGAGGACGAACUUGGUAGUGAAAGUGUUUAUGCCGGGGAAAAUUGGAGAACUGCAAGCACGAGCUGACUUGUGGUAUUGAUGAGAUGAAGGAAAAAUUGGAGAUCUUGACCUGCCUUGAUGUGUUAGCCACUUAGCCUUUCAUUGUUGUCUUGUCAAAUUGUGUUCGUUCUUGCUCAGCCAAGGUAUGGAAACAGGGUGGCGAAAUAUACAAUUUUGUAUUAGAUAACGGCAUUGUUGUCUAAGAUGUAGUGGACGAACUGGUGGGAGUUUACCUUUUUUGUGCUUUUCAACUCUGAUUCGUUUAAUCUGUAUAGUAUGGACUAUAAACAUGAGUAAAGAUCUUGAUAAAAUGGUUUAAGAAAUAGGUA